ACGUCCAUUUUGGGACGCCACCGUCUUGACGAACUGCCACCAUGACUGCUCUUCGUCGAAUCCAAAAGGAACUCAGAGACAUCUCCUCGAAUCCAAUAGAGGGCAUCUCUGUUGAAACUGCAGAAGAUAACAUGUUCCGUUGGAAUUGCGCGAUCAAGGCUGCUCCAGAUUCGCCGUACAAGGGCGGAACAUUCCGCUUUACCAUGACUCUCCCUCAAAACUUUCCCUUCAAAGCGCCGACUGUUACGUUCUCCACGAAGAUAUACCAUCCCGGAAUCAAUGAAGAAGGCAGCAUCUGUAUUCCCGUGCUCCGCGAUGAGUGGAAACCAUCAGUUACUCUAUCAUCGGUUCUUUCUGUUAUUCAAGAAAAGGUCAACAACCCAAGUACUGACGAUCCAUUUGAGCCGGAUAUAGCUGCGCUUCUCAAGAAUGACAAGAAUAAGUUCCUUGCAACUGCGAAGGAGUGGACGAAGAAGUAUGCAACGUAAGGAAUUUGUGGAAAGGAUUGAAUAGGAUAUAUGUAUAGUAGUCACGGAAUGAGAGCCGACUUUAAUUUUUGGACGCGUUCGAUCAAAAGUAGUAUUUGUGGCUGUUGUGGGAAUUGAUGCCAUGAG
Desarmillaria tabescens is the source of this 614-nucleotide messenger RNA. Its product is annotated as ubiquitin-conjugating enzyme. The record is from RefSeq and is a predicted model, not a curated record. NCBI's taxonomy places the organism in Eukaryota, Fungi, Basidiomycota, Agaricomycetes, Agaricales, Physalacriaceae. The coding region runs from base 42 to 488 and encodes 148 amino acids. The transcript has 10 exons.